Molecule: messenger RNA, 2484 nt
Organism: Nannizzia gypsea CBS 118893
Lineage: Eukaryota; Fungi; Ascomycota; Eurotiomycetes; Onygenales; Arthrodermataceae
Product: exosome component 3'-5' exonuclease
Exons: 2
Coding region: 1-2484 (827 amino acids)
Biological process (GO): nuclear polyadenylation-dependent CUT catabolic process; poly(A)-dependent snoRNA 3'-end processing; histone mRNA catabolic process
Cellular component (GO): nuclear exosome (RNase complex); nucleolus
Molecular function (GO): nucleotide binding; nucleic acid binding; 3'-5'-RNA exonuclease activity
Source: RefSeq, a predicted model, not a curated record
AUGAGUAUGGACGGCGCAGAGGGCUUCACGGCGUUUCAAGAGCAAGCGCACGCAGCACUGGUCAACGCUACCAAGACCAGCCAGCGCAUCGUAUCCAGCGACCUGACCUUCCAUCGCUCCUUUGACUCCAAGACAAGCCGCAGCCUGACCGAGCAGAGCAACAGACUGCUCGGCCUGACCAAUUCGCUGCUCCGAAUCGCAUCCUCGAAUAACCCAGACUCCCCCUUCAAUGCCAGCAGCAGUUCAACAGAUACCACUACCAAGAGCAUUAUAAAGAAAAAAGCCAAGACGGUACUGCGCGAUGAAGAAAGCAUAGACGAGAACUGGAAGGCUGUGGUGGACGUUAUCGAUGAGCUGCUGGAGAAAGCCGAUGCGUGUCUGGACGAGUUUACGGGCGUGAUUAAGAAGUUUGGUCCUGGUCCUGGUGCCGGUCCGGCGCAGGACGGCGGGAGGAGGGAGGGAGCAGGGUUCCCGCGGAUGUAUAGCCAUGGGUCGUCGAAGAUAGCGAAGCCGCAGCUGGGGUUUGAUGUGAAGCUUGACAAUGCGGAUGAUGGGCGGGCGUUUAGGCCGUUGUUGAAGAGCAAGCCGCAUGCUCUUGUGGGGUUGGAGGAGAGUCUGGGAGGGAGUGAGCAGGACCCUACCAAGCCGUAUAACCACCCAUACGAGAAAGAGAUCGAGGCCUCGGUGUAUCCGGAGAGCGUCUACCAAAAAGCCGAGCCAACAAUGUAUCAGCCCGUAGAAGGCACCAAGGCCACCUUCGUCGAGACACUAGAGGACGUGCAACGCAUGCUGGCACAGCUGAAGCAGGCAAAGGAGAUCGCAGUCGACCUGGAGCACCACGACGGCCACGUCUACCACGGCCUCGUGUGUCUGAUGCAGAUAAGCACCCGCGAGCAGGACUGGAUCGUGGACACGCUGAAGCCAUGGCGCGACCAGCUGCAGAUUCUCAAUGAGGUGUUUGCGGAUCCCUCCAUCGUCAAGGUGCUGCACGGCUCGAGCAUGGAUGUCAUCUGGCUGCAGCGGGAUCUGGGCCUGUAUCUGGUCGGGCUGUUCGAUACGUUCCAUGCCGCGAGCGUGCUGCAGCUGCCGAAGAAGAGUCUCAAGUUCCUGCUGCACGAGUACGUCGGGUUCGACGCCGACAAGAAGUAUCAGACGGCCGACUGGCGCAUUCGGCCGCUGCUGACGGGCAUGCUGGACUAUGCAAGGUCAGAUACGCAUUUCCUGCUGUACAUCUUCGACCGGCUGCGUAACGAGCUGCUCGCCCUGGACUCGGACUUGUCUUCAGCGGGCGUUGGUGGCAGGGAGGCAAUUGAGUGUGUGCUGGAGCGGUCGAAGGAGAGUGCCCUGCAGCGCUACGAGCGUCCUACCUACGACGCUGCGCGCGGUCGAGGCAGCGGCGGCUGGCACGAUAUGCUGUCGACGAGCCCGGUGGCGCUGACACGCGAGCAGUUUGCGGUCUUCCGGGCGCUGCACGAAUGGCGGGAUAAAGUCGCGCGGACAGACGACGAGAGCACGCAGACGGUGCUGUCCAAACGGUCGCUGUUCCGGAUUGCACAGGAGAUGCCAGAGGACAAGUUUGCGGUCCUGCGCAUGGCGUCCCCGGUCUCUGCGUCGCUGAGGAGCCGGACAGACGAAGUGGCUGCCCUGAUCCGCCAGGCAAGACAGGGCGGCGCGACGGGGCCGGAGAUGCAUGAGCUGAUCCGACGACGAUCUCCGGUCGGACAUGCGGCUGCCUCCAAAGACCAGGCAGCAGAUCAUACACUUGCUUCUGCUGCUGCUACUAGUACGACUAUUGCUGGAUCUACUGGUGCGGUUGGGGUGCGGACCAAGGAGUCGCAGUUCUGGGGUCAGGCUGAGCUACUUCAAGAGCCGGAACAGGACUAUGGAUACAGCGUGUCUGCAUCGACGCAGGCACUGCAGCUAUCCCUGCCUGUCCCCAGCAUGCCUGUCCGGCUGGUUGAGGGUGCAGUUCCCCGGACGAUUGACGAUGGAGCAGACGAGGAGGCAACGUCCGGCGACGAGUAUGAAGGAGAAGUAGAAGCAGGAGAAGAACAAGAAGAAGCAAAGACAGCAAGCAAAAGCAACGAGAUCUUCACUGUGAGACAGUUUGGAAAGCCUCUGAGGAAGACAGAAAGAGAAGCUGAAGAUGGUGAAACGGCGUUUGAUAUGGAUGCGUCUGAGAUUCUACUGGAUGAAGGCAGCGCAAGGAAGAAGGAGAAGAAGAUGAAGCAGCAGCAGAGGUCGUCCCUGGGGAAGAGACAGCGCGAGGAAGGAGAAGGAGACGCUGGAAAGCCGUUUGACUAUGCCAGCGCCGAGUCACUGAUACACCGUGAGAAGCAGCAGCAGCAGCAGCACUUCAGGGGGCAGAAGGCCAAAGGAGGCCCCGGGAGACGCUUCAACGCCUACGAGAAGCUGCUGGAUGCGCCGUCUGGGGUCAAGAAGACUCGCAAAGAGACCGCUGGCCGUUCUCACACCUUCAGAUAA